AUGUCGGGUCCUUUUCUUCAGCUCCAGACUCCGAGCAACGACGAGAUGGAGGCAGUGGAAGGCGGGAGCUUGCGAGCGUUGUUUGAUGCGGAUGUGAACAGAGAAGAAAACCCUGUGGCCUCUAUGCGAAGGCGACAAACGGCGUCUUCUGAGGAACCGGCGGAUAUUUUGGUGUGGAUCUUCCUCUUUGCACUCAUGGCUGCUCUCGGAAGCGUGAUUUGCUUGGUCACACGACACUGGCGAAGAGCGAUCGAAGAGCGAAGAAGCCGAGAACGCGCCAGCAGUCUGGGAAUCUCGUCCGAAACCCCGUCCCCCGACCUCUUCGCCGCCAGUGGGCGCGAAUGGGACUCGAUCAUUUGGCACAUCGAAGAUCCCCGGCAGCCAGGAGGAAGCAUGCGGCACCCGGGCGAGGACGGCGAGACGAGUCGCACAGGAGGCAUUUUUGUCACGGGGUCGGGGGGACUUCCGAUCUUGGGUCUUCUCCGCAUUGUCGGCGUGGGGACAGAAGAAAGCGGCGAGGCUCGCGAGGGAGAAAGAAGCCGAGGUCUCUUCUCUCUCCAAGGCGGCGAGGAGAUCGAUGCCUGGUGCGCCGCGACGCCCUACGCCACCUUAUUCUCCGCCGGGUCCGAGGAAGCGAUGGCAGUUGCUGAUCCCGCGGAUCUGCACAAAGUCUCACAAGACGUCAGCACAACAACUGACGCCAUCUCUUCUUCCUCCUCUUCCUCUUCUUCCUCCUCUUCUUCCUCCUCUUCUUCCUCUUCGUCUUCGUCGGCUUCGUCUUCGUCGGCUUCGUCUUCGUCUGCUUCGUCUUCGUCGGCUUCGUCUUCGUCGGCUUCGUCUUCGUCGGCUUCGUCUCCGGAAUUCACCCAGCAGGAGGCGUCUUCGCUCGCGCUCUCUCUGGCUUCCGGUGCCGAUGGAAACGGGAUGGGAUCUUCCGCUGUGGGAGUUUCUUCCGCGGGAGUGUCCGCCCUUGCGGAAGGCUGUGCGGCGCAUGCAGAUUCUUCGCGACCGUCUGACUUGGGUUUUACCGCCAGCACGGCGGUUGCCUCUGCGGAGCGGGAGGAGGGAGUGUGCCCGGAGGGAGGCGCGGGCUUGACUCGAAGAAAGGGUCCAAGAGUAGGGAAUUGUGCGAUUUGCAUCGAGGACUUUGUCCCAACGGCUCUCGUCCGUCGCCUUCCCUGCGGCCAUGUCUUCCAUCGGACUUGCAUUGACUCCUGGUUCAGUCGCUCGACACUCUGUCCGCUGUGCCUCCACGACUACAAGACGGCGUCUCCGAACGCAGCUUCGCUCCGUCCCUCGCUCCUCGCUUCGCCUCCACGGACGCGACAAGGCCUCAUGACCGUUCAGACGUCUUUUCCGUAUUCGGCGUCGAGUUCCUCCCUCUGGUCUCGUCACCGCGCGUCGCUCCAAACGCUCGUCCCCGCCCCGUUUCUUCCUUCCUCUUCGCUCCCCGUCGGAAGGCUUGGAGCGCGGCGCGGGCGGCUAGAACAGGCGAGAACGGUGCGCCUCCUCUCCCUGUCGCAGCACGAACGCGAGGGCGGAAGGCCAGACCGCAUCCGGAGACCUGACGCGCGAGCGUCGCGCGCUUCGAGUCUCGAGAUCUAUCGCCGCACCUCGAGAACGGGCGACCGAGCGACCCUGGUGCCUCUCGCCGGAACGCGUGACACAGACACCCGCGGCCCAGACGGUACAGGGAUGACGCAGGUGUAA
Neospora caninum is the source of this 1710-nucleotide messenger RNA. RefSeq lists its product as hypothetical. The record is from RefSeq and is a predicted model, not a curated record. The transcript has 7 exons. Lineage: Eukaryota; Apicomplexa; Conoidasida; Eucoccidiorida; Sarcocystidae. Bases 1 to 1710 code for a protein of 569 amino acids.